Molecule: messenger RNA, 1310 nt
Organism: Abrus precatorius (Indian licorice)
Lineage: Eukaryota; Viridiplantae; Streptophyta; Magnoliopsida; Fabales; Fabaceae
Product: NADP-dependent D-sorbitol-6-phosphate dehydrogenase-like
Exons: 6
Coding region: 52-981 (309 amino acids)
Cellular component (GO): cytosol
Molecular function (GO): aldose reductase (NADPH) activity; aldose-6-phosphate reductase (NADPH) activity
Source: RefSeq, a predicted model, not a curated record
GCGACACACGAGUAGUUGAGGUCAGAGAAAGAGGAAGAGGAAAAAGAAAACAUGGCAAUAACACUGAACAAUGGCUUCAAGAUGCCCAUCAUUGGAUUUGGUGUGUGGCGCAUACAAGGAAAUGAAAUCAGGGACCUAAUUAUCAAUGCCAUCAAAGUCGGUUAUCGUCAUUUUGAUUGUGCUGCUGACUACAAGAACGAAGCUGAAGUUGGAGAGGCACUUAAGGAGGCUUUUGAUAGUGGCCUUGUGAAGAGGGAGGAACUUUUCAUCACUACCAAGCUCUGGAAUUCGGAUCAUGGACACGUUCUGGAGGCCUGUAAGGACAGUCUCAAGAAGCUUAAGUUAAAUUAUCUAGAUUUAUAUCUUGUUCACUUUCCUGUAGCCGUCCGGCAUACUGGGGUUGGUACUACUGAUAGUCCUUUGGCUGAUGAUGGAGUCCUGGACAUAGAUACCAGUAUAUCUCUGGAAACUACAUGGCAUGCAAUGGAAGAACUUGUUUCAUUGGGCUUGGUUCGCAGCAUAGGUAUCAGCAACUAUGAUAUCUUUCUGACCAGAGACUGUUUAGCAUAUUCCAAGAUAAAGCCUGCUGUGAAUCAGAUUGAAACUCAUCCAUACUUCCAGCGCGAUUCUUUGGUCAAAUUUUGUCAGAAGCAUGGGAUUUGUGUUACAGCCCACACUCCACUUGGCGGUGCUGCAGCAAACACAGAAUGGUUCGGUACAGUUUCAUGUUUGGAUGACCAAGUUCUCAAAGGUCUGGCUGCAAAAUACAAAAAGACUACUGCUCAGAUUGCUCUUCGCUGGGGCAUUCAAAGGAACACUGUGGUCAUUCCUAAAACAUCAAAAUUGGACAGACUGAAAGACAAUUUCCAGGUAUUUGAUUUUGAGUUGGCUAUAGAGGACAUGGAGCUCAUCGGAAGUAUGGACAAGAAAUAUCGAACCAAUCAACCAGCCAGGUUUUGGGGCAUAGAUCUUUUUGCUUGAGAAUGCCCUUCCUCUCUAAGCAUGUAUCGUGAUCCUCUAAAUAUGCAAAAAUACUGCCUGAGUGCCUGUUCACCCUUAAAGACUUGUAUUGACAUUCGGGUUUGGCAUAAGCUUAAUCAAAUCUAAUAAGCUUUUGUUGUUACGUGUAAUGUGCUCAGUGAUGGUUAGCCCUUGUCAAAUCUUUCAAACUAAAAUUGGUGAGAUUGCAAAAUAUUUUGGUGCUGAAAUUGUUUACUCCCAUCCCUUUUACCACUGUUCUAUUUGGGAGUCCUCGCCAUUAUAAAUGUGUAGUUGAAAAGUUUCUGAAUGGUAACAGUUUUUCUUUUUAC